AUUUAUUAAGUAUCUUAAACAGCUUAACUGAAAUCGGCACAGAUCUGGCUUAACUCUUAUGUAUAUAACCAAUUUUAUACUUUGGACUUUGUGGUUGCCAUUAUGCCAAAUAAAUACUACAAUAUUGGUCUGGUUUAUGAUCCGAAUUUUAAGGGAUAUUAUAUUUUGAAUAUAAAGCAAGUUAACUUAAUAAAACUAAUUGAUCAUAUGAUCUAUAAAAUAAGUAAGUAACAUAAUAAUAAAAAUAAGAGCAAUCGGUUUAUAAUUUCCUCCAGUAAAUAUUAUGUUAUUCAUGAAACUCAUUGGCAUAAUUUUUCAUGUUUUCAUAAUACCGUUUAGUGGGUAUAUAAUUGCUCUCAUUCCGGCUCUUCACUCAAAAAUAAUCCGGAUAUCACUAUUUCUAUAUAAAUUGACUAACAUAAGUGCAUAAUUAAUAUAUAUUUAUAGUAGUUAAUUUCUAAGAUACACACUUAUUUAAUCACCCACAACAAGUAUCGCAUAAUAUAAUAUAACUUUCAUUAGAGUGCUUCCGAUUUGUUAUUUUCUCGAGUAUCAACGCAAUUGAAGAUAUUAAUUUUUUAUGCGCUAAAAAGUGCUUCCUUAUCGGGGUGUAGGUGUGCGCUUUGUUUGCAUUAAGAAGGGGAUUCUCCUAGAGUACUCUAUUAUAUGAAUGAUUGUCUAUAAUCAAAUCGGUAGAGACAAAGCUACAUAUGUAUGUAUGUAUGUAUGUAUGUACGCCUCUGCGCUGCUAUCAUCGAAUAAAAUCACCGGGUUGUGUAAAAAAAUAUUAUCGGCUUAUCAAUAUGCGCCCACAUAAUGAGCGCCGUUAUGUGUCUGUGCUCCCCCGUUGCAUUUCUAGGUUUCAUAAUGCCAAAAGCCGACGCUUGAGCUCACUAUAAAAAGUGCAGCCAAUAAAUGCAUCGCCAUCAAACUAAUUUCAAGUGUCUUAAGAAGAACAAUAGCGUCUAGACAAGCGCCAAUAAACUACGAAACUUGUAAAUCACACACUUUUGUAAGCAGAAAAAAUCAUAUCAACAUGAACUUCAACAAAGUCAUCAUCUUCUUGGCUGUGGUGAUCGCCAUUUUUGCCGGGCAAACGGAGGCGGGCUGGCUCAAGAAGAUCGGCAAGAAAAUUGAGCGUGUUGGUCAGCACACCAGAGAUGCCACCAUUCAGGGACUUGCUGUGGCGCAACAGGCCGCCAAUGUUGCUGCCACUGCCAGGGGCUAAUAGCUGCCAUGUUCGCAAAUUACCCGCUGCCUAAAUGAAUUAGUGAUAAAUUAUUUCAAUUUUUAUUUAUUCUAACAAUAAAUUAAUUUAAAUCGAUGCAAAACCAAAA
Messenger RNA from Bactrocera oleae (olive fruit fly), 1337 nucleotides. Its product is annotated as cecropin-1. Lineage: Eukaryota; Metazoa; Arthropoda; Insecta; Diptera; Tephritidae. Gene Ontology annotation, biological process: defense response to Gram-positive bacterium; defense response to Gram-negative bacterium; antibacterial humoral response. Gene Ontology annotation, cellular component: extracellular region. The record is from RefSeq and is a predicted model, not a curated record.